This is a messenger RNA of Brassica napus (rape), 2561 nucleotides long. RefSeq lists its product as uncharacterized. The coding region runs from base 192 to 1793 and encodes 533 amino acids. The transcript has 21 exons. Gene Ontology annotation, molecular function: ethanolamine-phosphate cytidylyltransferase activity. Gene Ontology annotation, cellular component: cytoplasm. The record is from RefSeq and is a predicted model, not a curated record. Gene Ontology annotation, biological process: phosphatidylethanolamine biosynthetic process. Lineage: Eukaryota; Viridiplantae; Streptophyta; Magnoliopsida; Brassicales; Brassicaceae.
CAGUUUGUAAUAGUCAGUUUGUAAUAGUGUAAAUUGGUAUUUAGCUAAAUAGAAUAAAAUUCUCCUACCCCGCCCCUGUUCUUCUGCUUCUUCCUGGCUAGCGCCCCUCUCUAACCUCUCUCAAACUCGCCAGUCCUAUCGAUUCUCCAGGUUUGGUGGGAACUCCAGUACAAGUUCAAAAGCCGAGCGAGAUGCCGGUCUCUCUUAAGCAGAAUAUGAAUGUUGAGAUCCGUGAGAUGAUCAAUAGGGAUCCAUGGGAUCUCUCUUUUGUGUGUUUCAGGUCAUUGAAACAACCAAUACACUUUUUGGGAAUCAUCUUUGCUCUUGUGGCUUUCAUCUGUGUUCUCGAGUUUUUCGUCAUUCCAUCCCAAGAUCACCUGUCUACUAACCUGAGAUUCUUAGUUUCUGGAGCAUGUCUACUCACCUGGGCUUCUACACUCAGCAGAUCAUUUGCAUUCUACUUUAUAUGUUCCCAUUUAUAUGGUCUGUUCAUGGCUAGCUUUCUUCUUUUCUAUCAGGUAGUGAAGCGACUACCAAAGAAAUUGAGCUCUUCUGCAGUGUUCCUGUACUCAACCCUGAUUGGUCUUACUGUUGUCAGUCUUCCCUACAUACCCGGUUGGUUUGAAGUUAUCCGAGAAACAUAUGCAAUUACACGCAAAUUUAGGAAUGUUGGCGAGCUGGCUAUGGUGAUUAAUAUACGAUUCUUUGAAACACAGUUUGGAUUGAUUGCUAUCAAUUCAGAGCUCCUCUUGGCUUACGAUGGGUCUAUUGACAUAGGCAUAUCUCGUGUCAUGUCUUGGUUCAUUCGGAUUUGGGCUACGGUUUUGAUUAUUCAGAGCUCAGAAGAUACUCGCCUUGCUGUAGGAGCGUUGGUAUGUGUACUUGUUGUCUCACCUUUACUGAGGAUGAUCACCAGAUUAAUUUUCCCAGAUCGCGGGACUCUGAUGGCCAAACUACUAAUCAUGAGGGAUGCAAUUAGAGAUGCUGUAGGACCAUUUGUCUGGUGUUUAAUCAUCGUACAGAUUUACUCUCAUAGAUUAAAGGAGGGAUUUGUAAGAAGCUAUGGAAAAUCGGUACGAAAGAAGAUGAAGAUGAAGAUGAAGAAGAGACUAGAAACAUCUGUUACUGUUGGUGAAAGUCAUACUCUUGUCUCGCAUUUUCCUACUCCCCCUAGGAUCAAAUUCUCCAGUGGCAAGGGGCCAGGACCUGAUGCACGUGUAGUCUACAUAGCUGGUGCGUUUGAUCUUUUCCAUGCUGGCCAUGUUGAGAUUCUCAGGCGUGCUAGAGAGCUUGGCGACUUUCUUCUUGUUGGAAUACAUAAUGACCAGACCGUGAGUGCUAAAAGAGGAGGGCACCCCCCAAUCAUGAGUAUGCAGGAAAGGAGCUUAAGUGUUGGGGCAUGCCGCUAUGUAGAUGAGGUGAUAUUUGGUGCUCCAUGGGAAGUGUCAAAAAAUACGAUCACGAUCUUUGGCAUAUCAUUGGUGGUUCAUGGGACAGUAGCCGAGAGCGACAAUUUUCAAAGGAAGGAAGAGAAUCCGUAUGCAGUACCAAUUAGCAUGGGCAUAUUCCAAAUCCUAGAAAGCCCUCUUGAUAUCACAACUUCCACCAUAAUGGGGAGGAUUGUAGCGAACCAUGAAGCUUAUCAGAAACGUAAUUUGAAAAAGGAAGCUAGUGAUGACGAGCAGAUGGAAAAGGAAGCUAGUGAUGACAAGCAGGCUUUGCGACGGGGGACUGACAGGGCCGGCUCAUUGGGGGGGGGGGACAAGCUGUGCGACCGCCACGGGCCCAAUUAAGCAUGUGUCCCCUAUUUGAAACGCAAGAGAAGUUGAUCAUCGUCGGAACCAUUCACAACAAGCCCAAACCAGACCAUCGAUUAAUUCUCAGAUUUUGAAUGAUGAGAUCUAACAAAAAGAUCUCUUCUUUCUUCGUUAUAAUUAAGGCCCACAUGCUACGUCUUGGUAACGCUUCUCUAGCUUCAGCUUCCCACUCCGGUCAGAUUCAGCGAGGUGGAGCUUGUACUCCCGACGGAUAUCCAGAAGAUGGCCUCGUAUGUUUUCAACAACAACUACUUGAAGAAUGGACUCGCUGACGAGGCUUGUAGUUUCAACAACAACGCUGCUCUCACUUCCAUCAAUCCCAGUCAAGGAACUUGUAGAUACCAUUCAAGUAAGAGAGUGAUCAGCAAUGGUCGAGUUGUGGAUGACAACUUCAAUGGGUGCAGAACAAGCAGAUAUGAGCCGUGGCUGACGGGUUUCCAGCAGAUAUGAGCCGUGGCUGACGGGUUUCCAGCAGCUGUAUCUUGUUGGUCUUUUCACAAACUCAGAACCAAGAAGAGGUCAAUUGUUAACUAGCUUCUUUGUGACUUGCUCAAAGCAUCCCAUUGCACAAAUUUCUUAACAAACAAGGAUUAGAGAGACUUGAAGCAGUAAGCAUGUUUGUUUUCUUGAUAAGGUAGGAGGAAUGAGCCUCUUUCUUACUAACCCGGUUAUUAGCAUAUUCCUAACUUAGUUCCAGUUAGUAAAAUUAUAAUAGUAUGGCAUUGAAAUUGUCGUAUAUGAUGA